AUGCCGCGUAUUAGCGAAUUUUGGAAGCAUUUUACAAAAUUAUCAUCGUCUGCCGCCAAAUGCAACCAUUGUGGUAAUGUGCUCAAAACUUCGGGAAACACUUCAAAUUUGAAAUGCCACAUGCAAAGUGUGCAUGGGGAGUUGUUGACUGCAAGCAGCAGUGCAAAGUCUGUUUCUAAUGUGAAUUCUGUGGCCAGUAAAAAUUAUAAGCAAACAACUUUAGUUGAAGAUGACGAGGAUGAAGCAUUACUCUCUUCACUUUUACCUUCAACAUCACGAUCCUCAAGCUGUUCAAAUUUGUCAUCGGUGCCUUCCCAACAAUCCAUAGUCUCGGCAUUUCAGCAUGUAAAAGAUUACAAAUCUGGGGGAAAGAAAAAUGAAAAAGUAUCCCAAGCAAUUGUUUUCAUGAUAUGUCGUGAUAUGCAGCCCAUAAGAACUGUGGAAAGACAGGGUUUUUUGAAAUUGAUGAAAGUUUGUUCGCCUCUUUAUGUCGUUCCAAGCCGUUUCACAAUAAAGAGAAUGAUCAAUGACAAAUUUGUAGCACUACAACAUGUUUUGAAGGAAAAGUUGAGAGAAAAAUAUGUAACAAUUACCACUGAUGCUUGGACUGACAUCCAGAUGCGCAGUUAUUUGAGUGCUACUGCCCGUUUCAUUGAUAAAGGGGACAAACUGUAUAAUGGGAAUCUGGGGCUAAUACCACUGGAUGAAAGCCACACGGCUGAAUAUCUGGCCUCUAAAUUAAAAGAUUUAUUCUCGGAUUGGGGUUUAACUGAAGAAUUCAUUGUUGCAAUUGUCACCGAUGGGGCACCCAAUAUUGUUAAAGCGGCACAUUUGGCAGUCGACCCAAAAAAGCAUAUACAUUGUUUCGCACACAAUCUCAACUUAGUUGGUCAGCGAGCUAUAGAACGUUCCGGCGAUGUGCAAGAGCUAGUGGAUCAUAUAAAGAGGAUUGUGAAGUGGUUUAAACAUAGUGUGGUUGCAAGCGAUCAACUUAGAAAGUUAAAUGACAAAAAACUCAUUCAAAGUGUGCCAACACGUUGGAACUCUACACCCAGAAAAAA
Molecule: messenger RNA, 1061 nt
Organism: Rhagoletis zephyria (snowberry fruit fly)
Lineage: Eukaryota; Metazoa; Arthropoda; Insecta; Diptera; Tephritidae
Product: zinc finger BED domain-containing protein 4-like
Molecular function (GO): DNA binding
Source: RefSeq, a predicted model, not a curated record